Molecule: messenger RNA, 666 nt
Organism: Rotaria sordida
Lineage: Eukaryota; Metazoa; Rotifera; Eurotatoria; Philodinida; Philodinidae
Source: the annotation of a GenBank genome assembly
AUGGAUUCAUCAUCGUCAUCAUUAUCAUCAGUAAACAUAGAUGAUAUGGAUGACUUAUUGGAUAUUAAUUUAAUUAUUCACAUCAAAUCUUUGAUUUCAUUGCUGAAACAAACUUUCUGUUCUGAAUGUAAUCAUUUAUGGGAUGGUUCACCAUCUAUCAAAACAAGAAAUGGAUUAUACAUGCAUGUAGAAUUUAUAUGCUCUAAUUGUGGAUGUAUUACUCAUUUAUAUUCAUCACCACAAGUCCAAGAUGGUAGACGUCAAGAAAUCAAUGCUCGACUAGAACUUGGUGCUACACUAUGUGGCUUAGGUUAUAAUGGGAUAAUAAAAUUAUUAGGUGCAUUGAAUCUACCACCAUCAACACACAACGGAAAUAUAUGUCAAGAACAAUCAAUGAUCGCUGCUGUUGAAGAAGCAAUUGCUGAAACUGAUGGUGCACGAGAGCUAACACUUAGUGGAGAUGGUGCAUGGCUUACACGUGGUCAUACAAGUGUACACGGCGUUUCAGCUAUGUAUUCCACAACAAAGCAUCCAAAAAUUUUAGAUACUACCUGGUCAUCUAAAAAAUGUUCAUCGGGUGGAAUGGAAAAAGGGAUGGUUCAUGAAAUGUUCUGUCGUUCAUUAGCAAAAUAUAAUACAACAUAUGUUUCUUAUGUUGGUGAUUGA